AUGCAGGCCAACAUGCAGUCUCUGCUCUCCAUCGCCGCCCUCUUUCUCGCCGCCACUGGCGUCCAAGGUGCCGUCAUUGCCCGGACAGAGGCCGCGGCUGUCUUCGAGCCAGAGACUGGUGGUCCUCAGCCUCCCAUGCCAGAGGGGGCGACGAUCCAGAACGCAGAGGGCGACAUGGAGCUUAUGCUCUUCCCCUCAUGGAUCACCUUCUAUUCUGACUCGAGCUGUAAAAAGAGGGUUGGCAGCGUCAACUACAGCUCCUGGAACAACGGGUGCUUCUUCAACGGAGGCUCCUACAUGCAAAUCACAACUGACGGCGACGACUUCACCCUCGUCCAGAGCAAGCAGAAGGGCUGCCGCGGCGGAGUGAACCGGGAAGUCAAGUUCCGCGGCCAUGCUGCUGACUGCUUCUUCCUCCGCGGAAAUGGCUUCACGACUGGAGGCUCGGGCGAAAACACUCCGUACACCAUCCGCAAUGAGGGCAGAGCCGAUUAG
Colletotrichum truncatum is the source of this 495-nucleotide messenger RNA. RefSeq lists its product as uncharacterized. NCBI's taxonomy places the organism in Eukaryota, Fungi, Ascomycota, Sordariomycetes, Glomerellales, Glomerellaceae. The record is from RefSeq and is a predicted model, not a curated record.